AUGUGAGAGGCCAUGGGCAGUCAGGGCAGCCCGGUGAAGAGCUACGACUACCUCCUCAAGUUCCUCCUGGUGGGGGACAGUGACGUGGGCAAAGGGGAGAUCCUGGACAGCCUCCAGGACGGCUCGGCCGAGUCCCCGUACGCUUACAGCAGCGGCAUCGACUACAAGACCACCACCAUUCUUCUGGACGGGCGGAGGGUGAAGCUGGAGCUUUGGGACACGUCGGGACAGGGGAGGUUCUGCACCAUCUUUCGCUCCUACUCCCGAGGGGCUCAGGGCAUCCUGCUCGUGUACGACAUCACCAACCGCUGGUCGUUUGACGGCAUCGACAGGUGGAUACGAGAGAUCGACGAGCAUGCUCCCGGCGUGCCUCGCAUCCUGGUGGGAAACCGCUUGCACCUGGCCUUCAAGCGGCAGGUGCCCACCGAGCAGGCGCGGGCCUACGCCGAGAAGAACGGCAUGACCUUCUUCGAAGUGAGCCCGCUCUGCAACUUCAACGUCAUCGAGUCCUUCACGGAGCUGUCGCGCAUCGUGCUGAUGCGGCACGGCAUGGAGAAGUUCUGGCGGCCCAACCGAGUCUUCAGCCUUCAGGACCUCUGCUGCCGCGCCAUCGUGUCCUGCACGCCUGUCCACCUCAUCGACAAGCUCCCGCUUCCCGUGGCCAUCAAGUCGCACCUCAAGUCCUUCUCCAUGGCCAACGGCAUGAACGCGGUCAUGAUGCACGGACGCUCCUACUCGCUGGCCAACCCGGCCGGCGGCUCCAAGGGCAACAGCCUGAAGCGGUCCAAGUCCAUCCGCCCACCCCAGAGCCCCCCGCAAAACUGCACCCGCAAUAACUGCAAGAUCUCCUAACUUUCAUUUUCCCCUCCGGACAAUGACGAGACCACCGCGUGGCGUUUGCCAGGAUGCACGAGGGCGUGACACGGAGGGAAGUAGCGCGUCCCUCCGACCUGACGGGCCGGAGAUCAGGAAUGAUGGCGAACGGGAUGAAUGACGUGCUGCUCUCACGGCGAGCCAGAACACGCUAGAACCUUUCAGAUACUACCUUGGGGGGGGCGCCCGGAGAGGAAGUGAAACGUCGGAGUGUCCCGAUGCUACUUCACGCCUCAGACGACAAACUCCGGUCUUGUCCGCUUGUACAGACUACGCAACACUCGUCAUGUUUCAUCUUCUCUCUGGAACUCCAGAAGCUAAAAGUCCUCACACACACGAGCACAAUCCACCGCUGCUUUGGUUUGGCCUUGACGGAAGCCCCGCCCCCGACUCCUCCUCCUCAUGAUAGUGGCUUUUUAUUAGUUCUGACUAGCUAGUCAUUUGCCACUUCCAUUUUUUUUUCUUCUGCGCAUCGCCGCCUACUUUCAAGUGGGAUGCCUUGUUGCCAUGGAUACCGGCCACUGCUACAAUACGUGACUCAUCUCUGUCCCUCACACUUUGUGCUUUCCAGCUCGACACAAGUCCAGGAAAAACUGUUCUCUUGGUUUUUCUUUGCUGAUCCCUUCAUACACUUUAGCUUGCCUGCUACUACGAAUACUGCUAAUACUAAUACUACUACUACUACCAGUACUGCUUGCACUGCGGACGCUUUUAGACAAAAGCAGCAAGGGUAAGCAAAGUUUGUCAGUUGUGGAACAAACAAGCAGCAGGAAGUUGUUCUGUGUGAGAAGCGGAGGUGUGUGUCGGCGUGUCAACAAAGCAGGGACGGGUUGCCAGACCGACGCAGGGACGCUCGGGAGUCGCGUGAAAUGUUGCUCCUGUAUUUAUGUUCCUCUAAAACGGCCCCCGCAUUAUAUUGACACUAUUCUCCGCUCAACUCCCAACAAUUACGAGCCCUGCUCGCCGGCUUUAAAGCACGGUCGUGAUUACUUUGUCAUUUGAAGACAAUGUCGACCGCUUUCUGCUGUUUUUGUUCAUCAACUCCCAGCCAGCCCGUCUGCAUAGGAGUGCAUCGCAGUGCGUUAUUCGCCAUUUGUUAAAUGUUUAUAUUAGGGCGCCAUGACUCAUUUGCAUUUAAACUGCCUUCGUCACGCCGUGGGUUCAUGUGGGACAGCUGCAGCCCAGAUGUUCCCACCAAGGUCAUCCGUCUUCCAGGUACACCCGGCAGAGUAUGGCAAGAAAAUCAGAAAAUGGCAAAAAGGCUCCAUGCGGGAAACUGCAGAUGUUGCAUUUAGGUGUCAUCUGCCGCAUGGAAAUGCGACGCCGCUGCUUUCAUGCCGCGUCUUCUGAUGCGCCCCGCCGCCUCCGCACGUCGUCCCCGCGAUCCUCUGCUGCUGAAUAAUAGAUGCUCCUCUCAUAGAUCUCAGGAGGGCCUCCAUCAGCGCGCCGCAGCGCCUCCUCGCUCCUCUUUCAUCCUUUCACUCCUCAGCAUCCUCAGCCUCUUCUCUCUCUCUCUCUCUCUCUCGCUCACCACCAUGUUUCCCGCUACGCCGCCUCUUGUUCUCACCUCCUUUCUCCACCAGAUCCGUCUGCGCUUGUUUGUAUUUCGGAGGCUCUGCUGGUUCCUCCAUCAUUAGGAGACCAUGAGAACCUUUUUGAUCUAAUCCCAACUUUAGUCAUGUUUAUUUCUUGGAGGGCUAAAUGGAAAAAACUACUAUAAUAAUUGCUUCAAACACACGUUGCUUAUUUAUAUCCCCAAAUAUUCUCCAAACUGCAGUCCUGUGGCUUGUGUGGUUCCGUUUUGGAUCUGAUCUGGCAAACAGGAAAAAAAAAAAAGACCAGACUAUUUUUUUCCACAGGCUUUGGUGGAUGUUUGCUCUUUAUUUGAUGUUUUGGCAGCGGGUCGCGUCGCCUCCCGCUGUAAUCCGGUGCAGACCGCCUUGCUGGCUGGCACCUGGCAGCACCAUCGCUUGUAGAUGUUUGUAGCGACACUCCUGUGGGAAUGUGUUUCCUUCCUUCCUGCCAGCCAGCCACUGCUUUUCCACUGGCCGCUCUCUGGCACGUGACCACACCCAUCACGGCAUCCGCACUUGGAAGUCCUUUUAGUUGUUUUAUGUGGCGUGUGAUUGGAUUCCAAUCAGGAAUCUGGACUACGUCUAUGACAUAAGACUAUGUAAACCACAUACAACAGCAAAUGUGUCGCUUACGGGGGUCUUUUGCACAAAAAGGGACAUUUAAUGUAUAUCAGCUUUUGUUUUCAGGAGCCUGCGGGUGAAUUUUAUGAACUUUACGAGCGUUGUCCAAAUUUCAGAAUGAAUUUGAGUCGGCGCUGUCGCCAAGAAUUCCAGAAGAGGUUUCCUCUCUGAUGACGGCCAGGAAAAGUCUUGUCGUUGCUGACUCGUCGACUCCAAACAUUUUGAUUGUGUUUUCAUCUUCAUCUUGGACAUCUUCUUCUCCUUGUGUCGAGACACUUUGUUUUCUCAAUAAUUUUCUUGCCAAGGAGACAAAGAAAGAAGAUGUGCUUCGGCCUUCUGGCCGAUGUAAAGGACCAGUGUUUGAGCAUUGAGAUUUAUAACUGAGACUUGAGCAAGUAACACAAGUUAAACACUAUUUUUGGGCCCAAAGCUGCUGAGGUGUGAAUGUGUUUGUGCGUGUCUGAGAAAUAAGCUUAAUUGUUUGUUUUCCUUUUUUUUUUUUAAAUUAUUGAUUGUACAGUUUCAAUGCUGUGACUGUUUAAAGAGAGGCUUUUUCACAAUAAAACCAUUGAAUGUUAA
Messenger RNA from Doryrhamphus excisus (bluestripe pipefish), 3647 nucleotides. RefSeq names its product ras-related protein Rab-40C. Gene Ontology annotation, molecular function: GTPase activity; GTP binding. Lineage: Eukaryota; Metazoa; Chordata; Actinopteri; Syngnathiformes; Syngnathidae. The record is from RefSeq and is a predicted model, not a curated record. Gene Ontology annotation, biological process: intracellular signal transduction.